Molecule: messenger RNA, 3780 nt
Organism: Morone saxatilis (striped sea-bass)
Lineage: Eukaryota; Metazoa; Chordata; Actinopteri; Moronidae
Gene: st8sia5
Product: ST8 alpha-N-acetyl-neuraminide alpha-2,8-sialyltransferase 5
Exons: 9
Coding region: 575-1990 (471 amino acids)
Biological process (GO): N-glycan processing; oligosaccharide metabolic process
Molecular function (GO): alpha-N-acetylneuraminate alpha-2,8-sialyltransferase activity
Source: RefSeq, a predicted model, not a curated record
UACAUUUCAGUCACGCAGCUUUGCUCAGAUUUGAGAUGAAGCAUGGAGGAGAUGUGUGUGUGUUUUUUUCCUGUCGCAAAUCGUAUCAGUAAUUGAAAAAAAAAAACAACAUAAUCGCGUUUGGCAUCGGUGCCGUUGCUUUAUCCCUUCUGAUUUAACAUUGCGGGAUUAAUUCUUGGAAAAAUAGCCUCCUGAGCGCCUUAUUUUGGAUAAUCUGCAUUGCUUGCAUCCGAUCGAGCGACUGCGCCUCGACACGAGUAGCGCACCGCAUCCGAUAGAAAUCAACAAUCCGCUGCGGGACGUUUAAUGUUUUUACACCCGUCCGUUUGCGAAAUAUAUAAAGAUUUAGGAAUAAUUUAAGGCAGAUCAGGAAUACAGGGCCACUAAUGCUUUGCAAUUGAGGUCACAAUUACGAUGCUUAUCGACAACAGCAACGAUGCUGCGGUAUGAGAGCUGUAAAAUAGCCUAGAAAGGUGACGGACAAUGUCCUGUCCAGCGGGUACAAGGCAGAGGCGCUCCUGGUCCUGAAUGCAGCGGAGAGAGACACCUAAGCGGGUGUCACCGUCAACCCUGGAUGCUGCGCCGAAGAAUGGCAUACUCCGACCCAUCGUCGGGCAAAGAUAUACUCGGCAAUAGAUCUCUUUGUUUUAUAUUCAUUUGCGCAUUUGGACUCGUCACACUAUUGCAACAGAUUCUCUAUGGAAAAAACUACAUUAAGAGUGCGCAACAGUUUAGCCGACUCAAAGGGGACGAGACAGGAAAUUGGACCGGUCCUGUUAAUUUCUCGGAUGAUGGAUCUCUGAAGCCUGCCAGAAAUGGAAGGAAAAGAUGUUUCCGUCAGAAUUUUCAGCCAGAUUCACAGAUCUCCGUAAUAGUCACACCGUGCCUAGCCGAUAUUAAGAAGAAAAAAAAACGCCCUCAAAGGUAUCUGGAAAACUAUGAUGGCUCCUUUGAAUACAACUCCACUGCAUGCAGGGAGCUCAGACAGGAGAUUAUGGACGUCAAAGUCCUGACAAUAAACAUUAAUCGGAAAAAACAUGGCCAUGGCUAUCCUUCCUCAUUCCACAAGUCUCUCUGCCUGUCUGCCAGGGUGAAAACCUCAGAGCUGUUUGAGAGAUGGCGAAACCUGCAGGUGUGUAGAUGGGAGCAGAACAAGGAGGAAACCAGCAACUUCAAGAUGUCUCUGUCUCGCUGCUGUAAUGCUCCUUCGUUUCUAUUCACCACCAAGAGGAACACUCCUGCAGGGACCAAGCUGAGGUACGAGGUGGACACCAGUGGUAUCCUUCCUAUCACCUCUGAAGUCUUCAAAAUGUUCCCAGAUGAUAUGCCGUAUUCCAAAUCACAGUACAAGAAAUGUGCUGUUAUUGGAAAUGGCGGCAUCAUCAAGAACAGCAAAUGUGGAAAGGAAAUUGACUCAGCAGAUUUUGUGUUUAGGUGCAACAUACCACCCAUUAGUGAGAAGUACACAGCUGAUGUUGGGACUAAAACAGAUCUGGUGACAAUAAAUCCGAGCAUUAUUACUGAGAGAUUUCAGAAGCUGGAGAAAUGGCGGCGCCCGUUUUACGAAGUCCUCCAGAAUUACGAGAACUCCUCAGUGGUGCUUCCCGCUUUCUACAACACCCGCAACACCGAUGUAUCUUUCAGAGUCAAGUACAUGCUGGACGACUUCGACUCCCAGAGAGGCGUGUUUUUCUUCCACCCGCAGUACCUGCUCAACGUGCAGCGUUUCUGGGCGGUUCAGGGCGUCCGGGCCAAACGGCUCAGCAGCGGCCUGAUGCUCGUGACCGCCGCCUUAGAGAUGUGUGAGGAGGUCCACCUCUACGGUUUCUGGGCGUUUCCCAUGAACCCCUCUGGCAUCUUCAUCACUCACCAUUACUAUGACAACGUCAAACCGCGACCGGGCUUCCACGCGAUGCCCCAUGAAAUUUUCAACUUCAUUCACAUGCAUACUCGUGGGAUCAUCAACGUACACACGGGGCAGUGCACGUGAUCUCCCACUCAAGCUCAAUAUUUUACAUUUUAGUUUGUUUACUUUAAAUCAGGUUUAUCUGUUGUGUUUUAUUUCAAUGACACACUAUUUAAAAAGAGAGUUGGCCCUCAGAGCGUACACUUCUUUGCUCUCACUAGUCCAACGACACGUUGAGGGUUGCUUGCUUUAAUUGCCAACAUACUUCUCUUUUCGAUGUGUACCAUAAGUUGUUUCUUUAGCCAAUCAAAUCACUAUGGUUAUCUCUGACUUUCUAAUCACAGGAUGCUUGUUUUUAAUGUGAAAAGUGGUCUUCAUAGUGAUGUUGUUUCUGUGAAGUUUUCUAGUGGCUCUGCUGUACAGAGGUGUUGUUUUCUACUCAACGUUGCACAGAUAUUUACGCUGAAAUGGGCCGCAGUGGGUGUCCAUGUGCCCCCUCAUACCCCCCUCUCUUUUCUCUUUAUCUCGGACACUCUGUGGGUGUGGCAGCUUUUAAUGUUUCUGUUAAACAAAACCGGAACCUUGAUAUUAAGCUAAAAAAGAUGAAAAAAAAGAUAAAGUAUAACAUCCAAUUGUCUACUUUUGUAAUCUAUUUCCUAUUCACCAGAUUCACUGAGUGAAUAUUUUAAAAACAAUAUUAAAGUGGCCUGUUUUCAGUGGCCUACCUCCUCCCAUUUAAAACAUUUCCUCCAACAUUUCUGGUGAUUAAUAAGAGUGUAUGAGAAGAGGCAAGAAGAGGAGAUUUUUGACAAAAGCCAGAUGAAUAUUUUACAAUGACAACACCUCAGCAAAACUUUGACUUUCGAGGCUAUCCAAUUUAUAAAGCAACAUAGCUCUGUUGAGCGACCCAGCCUCUCGUUGUCAUUCAUGUCUUAAGCCAUGCUGCCUUAUGAGAUAUCAAACCCCUCUACGUGAUAUGCAAUGCACCCAUGUGUUUUGCUUAUCCACAAAUACAUUAACAUCAAACUAAAUCUUAGUUUGUCUCUUGAAUCAAAGGACAUUUAAGACAUUCUAAGAUAGAAAUUAGAAAUUCAUGUGCAGUUCUCAGCUUAUAUUCUAUUGGAAUUAGCAAAGUCUUUCUCCCUGUAAACUCCACUCAUAAUCAUGUAAUGCUCUGCAUGACUUUAAUCUAUACUUGGCUUUGUGUGUGCCUGCUUCAAUGACCACUGAAAUAUGUUUACACUUAAGCCUCGACUGAAGUUCACAGUGCUUUGGAUCUUUUCACAGAAAGAUGAAUGGAUUCGUUGGACGUGAGUUGUAUAAUAGUAGGUUCAGUUCUCAUUGAUUAUAGAUGCAAGAAUGAAGAUGGUUGCUGCCCUUUUGUGAAAUGCUACAACAUUUUUUAUUACUACUGUAUUAUUUCACCUUUCCCUUUAAACUGUGAACAUUUGGUUUGUAUUUAAGCACUGGAAAGCUUUGUGGGUUUUCACCAUUUAUUUUGUUGUACACUGCGAACGGUUUUAAGAGACUGUAAAUUAACUCCUCCGUUCAUGUUCAGCUGUCCUUUGUAUUUAAACGACAUCAUUGCUAAGAUUUAAGAUUUAAACAAGCUGUUUCUUUCAUCACUUAUUCUCUUUGUGUAUUUAUACAAAAGAGAUAGGAUUUUAGCAAAUAUGAACACCAAAAAAACUUUGGCUUGACCACUAAAUUGUUGUACAGACACAACUGAAUCACAACAGAAUGGAAAAGGAAGGGAACUGGUCUGUGUACUGACUGGAGGUAAUAUACAGUAUAACACAGUGCUUCUUAACUGACUCUGGAUCAUUCUUUAUACUGGUAUUGUGUUUGUAAAUAAACUUGUUUGGAUUUUCUCA